UAAUUAACCUGAAUUUCAGUAAUGUCUUGCUCAAAUAUAAAUAAGUAGAAGGCAGAGUGGGGAGAUAAACAGGUAUUGGUGUGUGUGAGUCUCAUCUCAUUUCUUUCAAUGGCGACUCAAGGUCAAGUCAUCACCUGCAAAGCUGCGGUGGCCUGGGAACCCAACAAGCCCUUGACUAUUGAAGAUGUUCAGGUGGCUCCGCCUCAGCCCGGCGAGGUUCGAGUUCAAAUCCUCUACACCGCUCUCUGUCACACCGAUGCCUACACUUGGAGUGGCAAGGAUCCGGAAGGUCUUUUCCCCUGUAUUCUCGGCCAUGAAGCUGCUGGGAUUGUGGAGAGUGUUGGAGAAGGUGUUACUCAUGUUAAGCCUGGGGAUCAUGUCAUUCCCUGUUACCAGGCUGAGUGUGGGGAGUGUAAGACUUGCAAAUCAGGGAAGACCAACCUUUGCGGCAAGGUUCGCUCUGCCACUGGAGUUGGGGUCAUGCUCAGUGAUGGCAAGAGUCGGUUCUCGAUUAAUGGAAAGACCAUUUAUCAUUUCAUGGGAACCUCCACUUUUAGUCAGUACACUGUUGUCCAUGAUGUUAGUGUAGCUAAGAUUAACCCCUUAGCUCCUCUGGACAAAGUUUGUCUUCUCGGAUGUGGUGUUUCAACUGGCCUUGGAGCUGUCUGGAACACUGCAAAGGUUGAACCAGGGUCAAUUGUUGCUAUAUUUGGCCUUGGGACUGUUGGGCUUGCUGUUGCAGAGGGUGCAAAAACUGCUGGUGCAUCCCGGAUUAUUGGCAUAGAUAUUGACAGCAAGAAGUUUGAUACAGCGAAGAACUUUGGAGUAACCGAGUUUAUAAAUCCAAAUGAACAUGAUAAACCGAUUCAGCAGGUCAUAGUUGAUCGUACAGAUGGUGGAGUUGAUUACAGCUUUGAGUGUAUUGGAAAUGUUUCUGUGAUGAGAUCUGCUUUGGAAUGCUGCCACAAGGGCUGGGGGACAUCAGUUAUCGUGGGUGUUGCAGCAUCAGGUCAAGAAAUAUCAACCCGACCUUUCCAGUUGGUGACUGGACGUGUCUGGAAAGGAACUGCUUUCGGUGGCUUCAAGAGCAGGUCGCAGGUGCCUUGGCUCGUAGAAAAGUACCUGAAGAAGGAAAUCAAGGUUGAUGAAUACGUUACCCAUACUUUGACUCUCUCUGAGAUCAACAAGGCAUUUGAUCUUUUGCAUGAAGGGGGGUGCCUUCGUUGCGUGCUUUCAACACAAGAAUGAGGUGAUAUAUGCCAGCAGGGCUAGUUUUUGUGAGAAAUGGAUGUGUUGGGUUGCAUUUCCUUCUUGUUGUGGUUGUCGUUUAAAUUUGAAAUAAAUCUGGAGUGGUUAUAGCUUGUGAGAAAGAUCAUGUUGGUCAAAUUUGUGGUGAGAAGGGCUUUACAGUGAACAAUUGAUCAUCCUUUUUGAGUUAUGGCUAUGGUAUUAUCCUAUUUUACCUAAGAAUCAUCUCUGAUUUA
Molecule: messenger RNA, 1484 nt
Organism: Vigna unguiculata (cowpea)
Lineage: Eukaryota; Viridiplantae; Streptophyta; Magnoliopsida; Fabales; Fabaceae
Product: alcohol dehydrogenase class-3
Biological process (GO): formaldehyde catabolic process
Cellular component (GO): cytosol
Molecular function (GO): zinc ion binding; S-(hydroxymethyl)glutathione dehydrogenase [NAD(P)+] activity; alcohol dehydrogenase (NAD+) activity
Source: RefSeq, a predicted model, not a curated record